Nicotiana tabacum (common tobacco) is the source of this 3037-nucleotide messenger RNA. Its product is annotated as ankyrin repeat-containing protein At5g02620-like. NCBI's taxonomy places the organism in Eukaryota, Viridiplantae, Streptophyta, Magnoliopsida, Solanales, Solanaceae. The record is from RefSeq and is a predicted model, not a curated record. Gene Ontology annotation, molecular function: protein binding. Gene Ontology annotation, cellular component: plasma membrane.
UUCUUUUUCUUUUGUUGGUGUACUUCAAUUGGGUGGAUAAUAGUGGAGACUAACUUUCUAGAAAAGUGAAAUAAAAUACUAAUUUAAAAUAAAAGAGCAUUGCUUUCAGUAACUGUUUUAAGAUGCUUAAACUACAAUUAUUAUUACAGUACAUGUGAAUUGUUAUAUCCCACAUGGAGAGUGGUGGCGUUUCCUAUUUUUGAUCUUUUUAAGGAUUUUUUUCAAGAUUCGCAUAAAAUUGUCUAUCUCUGGCUUUAAUGAGUGGAGAAUCUGUGUUUGUGUCUCAUUUCAGCUUAGAAUGAGGUUUUGAGCUCUAUUUUUGGGUGAAAAUUUGGGUCUUUGGUUGCUUGGUUUGACUUCUUAUGUAAAAUUGAGUUCAAGGUAAUUCGUCUUGUUUCUGUGAAUCCAGUGAAAGAUUGUUGUUUUUUGUGUUUGGGAGCUUACUAUAAGAGCUGGGAUUUGCACCAUACUCAACGUUUGGAGUUUUAAUUUGCUUGAAGAAUCUUGGUUAGAAUUUCUGAUUUUUGGUUUGAUAAUUUGGACUAACUUUGUAAAUUUUCAUAUGAUAUGUUUUGAGUUAGAAAAGGGUGAAAGUUGAAUUUCUUGUCCUUUUCUUUUGGGGGGUUAUCUUAGUAGUUAGAAUUGAAAAAACUGACCUGAUAAUGAUGAAAAGUUUCAAGCUUUGUAGUUCUUGAAAGUGGGAAACAAAAAGUCGGAUAUAGAAGAAUUUAUUUGAAGGGUCGGAUUGAACUUUUGUGGUGGUGAUGGAGAAACAGAUUAGCUUUCGUGGGGUGAUGGAGAAACAGAAGAGUUUUCGAAACGGGACGAUUGAGAAACAGAAGAGCUUUAGAGGGUUGAUGGAGAAACAGAAAAGCUUUAGGAUAGCAAUGGAGAGGCAGCUGAGCUUUGGUGGUGGUGAGAGGAAAAGGGGUAAGGAAUCACCAGGAAAAAGAGGGGAUUCUCCACUUCACUUGGCAGUUAGAGCAGGUAACCUAGGGAAGGUGAAAGAAAUUGUGCAGAAGCUUGAUAAUAGCAAAGGCAUCAGUGAUUUGUUAUCUAAGCAAAACCAGGAGGGUGAGACUGCUUUGUACGUUGCGGCGGAGAAUGGCCAUACCUUGGUUGUUGCAGAGUUGUUAAAACAUUUAGACCUUCAGACGGCUUCCAUUCUGGCGAGAAAUGGUUAUGAUGCAUUCCAUGUUGCAGCAAAGCAGGGUCAUCUUGAGGUACUGAAGGAACUGUUGCAUUCAUUUCCAAAUCUAGUGAUGACAACGGAUUUGUCCAAUUCUACAGCCUUACAUACAGCAGCUGCUCAGGGACACCUUGAUGUAAUGAAUCUCCUUCUGGAGAUUGACUCAAACCUUGCGAAGAUAGCUCGUAACAAUGGCAAGACUAUUCUUCAUACAGCUGCAAGAAUGGGACACUUGGAAAUAGUUAAAUCUCUUCUGAGCAAAGAUCCUGAGAUUGACUUUAGAACGGAUAAAAAAGGCCAAAGUGCCCUGCACAUGUCUGUAAAGGGUCAAAAUGUUGAUAUUGUGCUUGAAUUAAUCAAACCGAAUCCUGCUGUAUUGGCUUUGGAAGAUAACAAAGGAAACAGAGCACUUCAUGUUGCAACUAUAAAGGGACGGCAGCAGAUGGUACAAUGUCUAAUAUCAAUCGAGGGCAUUGACCUCAACGCUGUCAAUAAGGCUGGAGAAACCGCUCUUGAUAUUGCAGAAAAGUCUGGAUCUCUGCAGCUCGUUUCCAUUUUAAAGGAGGCAGGAGCUACCCAUUCUAAAGAUCACGGGAGACCUCCCAAUGCUGCGAAGCAACUCAAGCAGACUGUCAGUGACAUAAGGCAUGAUGUGGAGUCCCAACUCCAACACAGCCGUCAAACUGGCUUCAAAGUGCGGAAAAUUGCAAAGAAUGUGAAAAAGCUCCACAUUAGUGGUCUUAACAAUGCCAUCAACAACGCGACAGUUGUUGCUGUCCUUAUUGCUACUGUAGCUUUUGCUGCCAUCUUCACUGUACCUGGCCAAUACGUUGAGGACAAAACAGAUGGGGUUUCACUCGGUGAAGCACACAUAGCUAGGAAAGCGGCAUUCAUAAUCUUCUUCUUGUUUGACAGUAUGGCCUUGUUUAUUUCCAUUGCUGUUGUCGUAGUACAAACUUCUGUGGUUGUGAUUGAACAAAAGGCAAAGAAGCAACUCAUGUUUUGGAUAAACAAGCUCAUGUGGGCAGCUUGCCUCUCUAUUUCAAUUUCCUUUAUUUCACUCACAUAUGUGGUGGUUGGAGACAAGGAAAAAGGGCUUGCUAUCUAUGCAACUGUCAUUGGUAGCACCAUAAUGCUCACUACUAUUGGUUCCAUGUGCUAUUGUGUGGUUCGACAUAGGCUAGAAGAGUCGAAGAUGAGGAGCAUAAGGAGGGCUGAGACUCAUUCACGUUCAUACUCGAUGUCCGUGGCAUCAGAUACAGAGCUUUACAGUGAAAGCUACAAGAGGAUGUAUGCAGUAUAGGAAGAAAUAAAAGUCAGCUAAAUUUCUGCCCCAAGGUAUCAAUCCUGGAGGUCUGUAAAUAGCAUUAUGAGUGAAUAUAUGCAGAUUCUAAACCCUCAAGUCUGAUGAACUUGUAGCAAUGGCAUCAGAUAACAAAUUGUGUGAGGAACAGAAGGGUCUAUGCAGUUAGGAACAGAUGAGGAGAAACUUUAAAUAGAGUGCAAUAAUGACGAGGCGAUCCACAUCUGCACAAUUCUCUAACUGCUGCAGCCACUAAAUUGCUUACCAUCUGAGGUGACAUAUAUGCUUGGAAGUUCAAGAUGAAACUUUAGCAAAUCCUUCCCAUGAAUUUAAUAGGUUGAAGGCAAACUAUCAUGGAGUUUACUACCUACCUACAAUUACUACUACCAGACUGCGACUGGAUGACAAGAAGGUGCAGAUGGCUGAUAUUCAGUUGCUUUUGCCUAUACAUAAUCCACUCCUUAGAAAAAUGUACUAAACAAAAUUUGUUAUUAUAUAAUUCAUCAUAUCUAUUUCCUGUGGUAAUGAAGUUCCAUCUUUUUCCA